Molecule: messenger RNA, 3750 nt
Organism: Phytophthora sojae
Lineage: Eukaryota; Oomycota; Peronosporomycetes; Peronosporales; Peronosporaceae
Exons: 3
Coding region: 1-3750 (1249 amino acids)
Cellular component (GO): WASH complex
Molecular function (GO): metal ion binding
Source: RefSeq, a predicted model, not a curated record
AUGAGCGCUGCGCACUGGAAUUUCUUCCUCCUCCUUCUCCCCUCCCUCAUUCCCUGCGCGACAAACUUUAUUUUCUCGCGCUUACGCCACGCCGGUGCAGUUGAGGCCGGUGGCGGCAAAAGGAACUCACACUGUCUCAGCCUGGCGCCCGACGACGCGUUCGCGCGCGAGCCCGAGUGCGGCGUGUGCGCCAAGUCGUUCAACAUCCUGCGGCGCCGCCACCACUGCCGCAGCUGCCACAUCGCCGUGUGCAAGGAGUGCGGGCGCAAGGCCAUCGACCGCAAGAAGCCCGAGCGCUCGCGGCCGCAGUGGUACUGCAUGGGCUGCCUCGAGGACGACGCCACGCUCGAGAUCACGGGCUCGCGCCCCACGGUGAGCAAGCGCCGCAGCUUCUCGUCGUCGUCAUCGUCCUUCGCGCCCGCGAGCGCGCCCCAAGUCACGAAUUUGGCGAGCACGGCCAAGUUCUGCAUUGAGUGCGGCUACGAGCUGCCGCCGCGCGUCAAGUUCUGCAUCGAGUGCGGCACCUCGGUGCGUCAGCAGCUCAUGUCGCCCGUGAGCGUGGACGGCGUGGGCGCUGCAGACGGGGAGCGCGGCAAUCGAGGCUACCGCGACUCGCUGACCACGAACCUCAUGGUGAUUGACGAGAACAGCGGCUCGCCCACGGAGCCCACGGACGGAUCGGAGGAUGACGCGCCGGCGGAACAGGAAUCGGAGGACGACGCGCCCGUGAAGAAGAAAGUGGACGUGGGGCUGGAGACUCCCGAAGGAGAUGAGGACGCUGCAGCCAGGGCGAAGGAGGUCGAGGAGCUCGUGGCACAGCUGCAGGUGGAGAACGAGAAGCUGCGGAACCGUGUGGAGAAGUUCAAGCGAAAGAUUUCGGAGGCGGAGCGGCGGAGGCUCGAAAGAGAAGAGGAGCACGCGCGCGCAGUGUCGGAGGCUACUGCAGCAGCGGCCGCCGCUGCAACUGCUGCCGCUGAAGCGCAGGCGAACAACCGCAGUGCGUCUGAAGCGGCACCUCAAGCAGCAUCUGCGCCAUUCGCAGCGGUAGCGGCACCUACUAGCAACGGCACGGGUGUUGCUGCAAAGGAUCACCCGGAUUACUUGAAGUACUUCAAGUUGGUGACCAUGGGGCUCCCGGCUGAACAGGUGAAGAUGAAAAUGCAGGCGGCUGGCGUAGACCCGUCGAUCCUUGAUGACCCGGAUGCGAUCAUCGGCGGUGCUGCUCCAAAUGCAGAUACUACGUCGGCUCCGCCUGGAGCGACAGGUGGUACCCUGGUGAAGGACGACGAGCAGUACGCCAAGUUUUUCAAGCUUCUGAAGAUGGGAAUGCCGGCUGAACAGAUCAAGCUGAAAAUGAGCGCGAGUGGCCUGAACCCCGAUCUCCUCGACACGCCAAAUGCUCCGAUGCCCGGAUCUGGUGCGGCAGCAGCUCCAGCAGCGGCAGCCAACCAGGUGAUGACUGUGAAGGAAGACCCGGCUUACGAAAAAUUCUUCAAGCUGGUGAAGAUGGGUAUGCCCGCCGAGCAGGUCAAAAUGAAGAUGAGCGCGGCAGGUUUGAAUACCGACUUGCUGGAUACGCCAGACGCGCCGUCACCCAACCAGAAGGCGGCUGGAGGCAAUGGAGGCGGCGGUCUCCUUGCUGGGCUUCCUCCUCCGACAGAAGCGGUGAAGGUGGACCCAUCGGCGUUGAAGGCGAGCUUAGCCUCAAAGUUGAACAAGCCAAUCCCGAAGAAACCCGAGGAGCCUCAGCUUCCUAAGAAGGAAACGGUAAAGCCGAACGUCGAGCUGCGCCCGUUGUUCUGGACUCGUGUGCCUGUCAAUGUAGUCAGUAGCACCGUCUGGAUGAAGCUGAAUGACUCACAUGCGGAGCUGGACGUGGAUGAGAUGGAAUGGAUGUUCCGCAAGAACCCGGUUGAAGCAUCGAAGAAGAUGGAUGAAAAGAAGAAAGAAGCGGAAAAGGUACCGGCCCAGCCCAAGGAAGUGCUCCUGUUCGAUCCAAAGAGACAGCAGAAUGUAUCGAUCGCCAUUGCUCGGUUUAAAAUGUCGUCGGAGGAUAUCAAGAAUGCUAUCUACGCUUUGGACGGCCAGAAGCUGGGGUCUGAAGUGUUGAACGUGCUGAUUUCGAUUUCACCCACCCUGGAGGAGAUUGAUAUGCUCAAAAAUUACGAUGGAGACGUCAAGCUGCUAGGAAACGUGGAGAAGUUUUUCCUUGACCUGCUGACAAUCCCGCGCUACACGCAGCGUAUCAAGUGCUUCAGGUACAAGCUACAGUUCGAAAAUCGUAUUCUGGAAACUCAAGCGCAGUUGGACACGCUGGUCGCUGCUACUGAUCAAGUGACAGAGAGCGACAAAUUCCGCCGUGUUCUGGAGCACAUUCUGGCGAUCGGUAAUUAUUUGAACGGCAGCACGCCUCGUGGUGGUGCCUAUGGUUUUAAGCUGGACACUCUGAUGAAGCUGCACACUCUUAAGUCUGUGGACCCUCGUGUCACCUUGAUGCACUUCUUGCUGCGCCAGCUCGAAGAGAAGGCCCCGGAUGUCAUUACUUUCGCAGGAGAAGUACCACACAUUGUCGAGGCGAAGAGAUUGUCUCUUGACCAGCUCCGCGCGGAUCUUUCUUCUUACAAUACCGAGCUAGCCAUGCUGAAGGGCCAAGUGCGCGCGUCAAAGAACGAUCACAUUGAGGGUGACAAGUUCUAUGAAGUGAUGACUCCGUUUGCGAAGGACGCGGAGGAGGUGCUGGAGGAACUGGGACGCGACUUUAAUGGGCUGGAGACUUCGUAUCAAGAGCUAGUUAGCUCGUUUGGCGAGGAUCCACGCAAGGUUGGGCCCAUGGAGUUCUUUUCUAUUCUGGAUGAGUUUGUCACCGAGUUCAAGAAGGCUUACCGUCAGAAUCAGACUAAGGAAUACCAGACUAUAUAUGAAGAAGCUGCCGCGGCUCGCGCUGCUGCUGAGGCUGAAAAGGCCGAGCAGCUCAAGCGGGAAGCUGAAGAACGCCAGCGCCAGGAAGAGGAACGGCAGCAAAACUCGCUCGAAACCAAGGCGAUUUAUGCUGAAAUUAUGGCUAUCAUCACCGCUUGGGCUGAAAAGCAUUCGCCAGGCAACGAGGAGGCAGUGAUUGAGCAGUUCAAGGACGUCUCGCGGAGAUUUGGCAUGGACGAAAUUACCGCUGAUGAGUUCUGUGACCAGGUGCGGCAGUGUGUCGGGUCGAAGUGUGCAGGCAAAAUUAUUCUGAACAGCGCGAAACUUUUGUCCGACGAAGCAAAGCGGAAUAUUCUGUUGGAGGCACUCGCUCGCUUCAAGGAGCAGGUGAAGAAGGAGAAAGAGUCCAAGAAACAACAGCGCAACUCGCUAGUAUCCCCGCCGUCCGAAGGACGAGAGAGGGCUGGGUCUUCUUCAGCAGGUCGCAAGCGCAACAAGGUGGUAGUCCCGCUGCCCAUCAAGGACAUCGAACCCGUGGUCGGCGAGGAGGCCCAGCUGCUGCACAAAUCUAUCCUGGAAUCCGUGUUGGCGGCAUUUGGCGGCGAUCCGAAGAAGAUGAAGUCGUUCACAUCUCACACGCGGAAGUACGGCAACGAGCAGAUCACGGCGCACGAAUUUUACCAGUAUUUAACGGACUCCUUCGAGCCAGACUUCGUCGGACGUCUGGUGCCGGACCUCGCGCGUCUGCUGCAGGAUUCGGAAAAGCGGCACGCUCUCAUCCGCGCACUAUGUGAGAGCGCACCAGGCUGGGCAAGGUUUGCGGGGUUAUAG